GAGUGCAGCUCUGACGCGCGUCUGGUGCGCGCAUAUAAAGCCCCCAGUGCGCACCAGGCACACUUCAGAUCAGAGGAGACGCAACAGCAUUGCGCACAGACAACCCAACAACACCCUGGGAAUUAUGCAUUCUAACUUUAUCAGUUGGGUGGGGACCCUGGGCUUCCUGCUGUGGGCGCUGCUGUGCCUGGGCACCUUGGCAGCAGGCUACCCGGUGAAACCAGAGAAUCCUGGGGAGGACGCCCCUGCGGAAGACUUGGCCAAGUACUACUCAGCCCUGAGACACUACAUCAAUCUCAUCACAAGACAGAGGUAUGGAAAGAGGUCCAGUCCUGAGAUACUGGACACACUGGUCUCAGAGCUGUUACUGAAGGAGAGCACAGACACCCUUCCACAGUCAAGAUAUGACCCAUCAUUGUGGUGAUGACACCCGCCUCUGUCACUUUCCUCCUCCUCCUUACCCAUCUGCUACAGUUCUGCUGCUUUGUGACACUGUCAAAUUGUAAAUACUUGAUCCACAGUCGUCAUCUGUGAAUGUUGCAAGUCAACAGGAGGAGUGGGUAUGUCAAUUGUAUUGUAUAUUUGUGCAAUUAAAGAUGAAUUCUUUGAAAAAUGUGUUACUUUUUCAUCAUUUUCACAAUGGCCCCUGCUUGAAAACGACAAUAUUGAACACAAUUAUCUUGCUUAUUCCAUGUACAAUCUUGUAAAUAGGGUU
Molecule: messenger RNA, 715 nt
Organism: Doryrhamphus excisus (bluestripe pipefish)
Lineage: Eukaryota; Metazoa; Chordata; Actinopteri; Syngnathiformes; Syngnathidae
Gene: npy
Product: neuropeptide Y
Biological process (GO): neuropeptide signaling pathway; feeding behavior
Cellular component (GO): extracellular region
Molecular function (GO): neuropeptide Y receptor binding; neuropeptide hormone activity
Source: RefSeq, a predicted model, not a curated record